Symphalangus syndactylus (siamang) is the source of this 10334-nucleotide messenger RNA. It is a transcript of the gene STN1, whose product is annotated as STN1 subunit of CST complex. Gene Ontology annotation, biological process: telomere capping. Gene Ontology annotation, molecular function: single-stranded telomeric DNA binding. Gene Ontology annotation, cellular component: CST complex. The record is from RefSeq and is a predicted model, not a curated record. Lineage: Eukaryota; Metazoa; Chordata; Mammalia; Primates; Hylobatidae.
GGGGCGGGCUCAGGCCGGAACUCCAGAGGCGACCUCAGCCAACUGCUCCUGCGCCGGGCGGGGCGGUCGCCGCCAGCGGCUCAGAGCGCCGGAAGGGCCGGGUCUCAGGACUCCUGGAGCUGCAGGCGGCGGGAGGGGCUACAAAUGCUUGACUCAGUGAUGCAGAACCUUUCAGAGUUAGCUGGAAGCCACAGCCCUGCCUCUUGAUGCAGCCUGGAUCCAGCCGGUGUGAAGAGGAGACCCCUUCCCUCUUGUGGGGUUUGGAUCCUGUGUUUCUAGCCUUUGCAAAACUCUACAUCAGGGAUAUCCUGGACAUGAAGGAGUCCCGCCAGGUGCCAGGUAUAUUUUUGUACAAUGGACAUCCAAUAAAACAGGUAGAUGUCUUGGGAACUGUCAUUGGAGUGAGAGAAAGAGAUGCUUUCUACAGUUAUGGAGUGGAUGACAGCACUGGAGUUAUAAACUGCAUCUGCUGGAAAAAGUUGAAUACUGAGUCUGUAUCAGCUGCUCCAAGUGCAGCAAGAGAGCUCAGCUUAACCUCACAACUUAAGAAGCUACAAGAAACCAUUGAGCAGAGAACAAAGAUAGAGAUUGGGGACACAAUCCGAGUCAGAGGCAGUAUCCGCACGUACAGAGAAGAGCGAGAGAUUCAUGCCACCGCUUACUAUAAAGUGGACGACCCAGUGUGGAACAUUCAAAUUGCAAGGAUGCUUGAGCUUCCCACUAUCUACAGGAAAGUUUAUGACCAGCCUUUUCGCAGCUCAGCCCUAGAGAAAGAAGAGGCACUAAGCAAUCCAGGCGCCCUGGAUCUCCCCAGUCUCACGAGUUUGCUGAGUGAAAAAGCCAAAGAAUUCCUCAUGGAGAACAGAGUGCAGAGCUUUUACCAGCAGGAGCUGGAAAUGGUGGAGUCUUUGCUGUCCCUUGCCAAUCAGCCUGUGAUUCACAGUGCCUGCUCCGACCAAGUGAAUUUUAAGAAGGACACCACUUCCAAGGCAAUUCAUAGUAUAUUUAAGAAUGCUAUACAACUGCUGCAGGAAAAAGGACUUGUUUUCCAGAAAGAUGAUGGUUUCGAUAACCUAUACUAUGUAACCAGAGAAGACAAAGACCUGCACAGAAAGAUCCACCGGAUCAUUCAGCAGGACUGCCAGAAACCAAAUCACAUGGAGAAGGGCUGUCACUUCCUGCACAUCUUGGCCUGCGCUCGCCUGAGCAUCCGCCCGGGCCUGAGUGAGGCUGUGCUGCAGCAAGUUCUGGAGCUCCUGGAGGACCAGAGUGACAUUGUCAGCACAAUGGAGCACUACUACACAGCGUUCUGAGCAGAGACACGCAGACCAGCUGAGGAGGACAAAGAUAAGGCUCCAAGAGUAUUUCACCCGUUUACCAGAGAAAAUGGCCUCCGGAGACUGCAACGUGAGAGAACUGGAAUUUCAGACAGACAUUGAAUGCAUGUGGCUUAAAAGACAAAGAAGCACCAAGUGAAAAGUAGUCGAAAUCAUAUUCCUUCAGGGAAUGAAUUUUCUUGGAUCUGUGUUCAUCCUUUAUGGCUUUAUUAGUCAUUGCGAAAGCCCUUUUGGGGUUGCAAAGCUGCCAGCGGGGUGCUCUUCCUGGAGGAUUACCUUGAGCAACAAGCCCCCAAAGGCAGCCCAGGUGAGCAUGUCAGCAGGGAGGCUGUCCUGGCAACACGGCUGUCCAAGGGGAGAGGCCAACCCCCUACCCCUGAGGUUUGAGGCCAGAGGAAAAGAACCAACCUGGAGAUUCUGCAAUUCUAUUUUCUCUUAAGGUUGCUUUGGCUGUUUAGGGUUUUUCAUGAAGGACAGAAACAGGUCCAUUCAUUGAAGGCAGAAAGAAGUUUUUACUGCCCCUGCACUUGACAAUAUUUAAUUACAUUUGCCACUUGAAUCAGAGUUGAAAAUAUCUUCCUUUUUUUCUGUUUGAGAGUCUUGCUGUGCAUCCCCCAGGCUGGCUGGAGUGCAGUGGCAUGAUCUCGGCUCACUGCAACCUCCGCCUCCUGGCUCCUGGGUUCAAGCUAUUCUCCUGCCUCACCCUCCUGAGUAGCUAGGACUACAGGAGCACACCACCAUGUCCAGCUAGUUUUUGUAGAAAUGGGGUUUCAUCAUGUUGGCCAGGCUGGUCUCAAACUACUGACCUCAAGUGAUCUGCCCACCUCAGCCUCCCAAAGUGCUGGGAUUAUAGGCAUGAGCCACCACACCCAGCUGAAAAUAUCUUCCCUUUGAGACUUGAUGGCCAGCUGUUGAUUUCAUACUGGCGUGGCCUCAGACAAUCUAUGAUGUAAGAAAGAUAGUUAAAGUAAAAUCAACCCAGUAUUAAUUACUUAAUAAUAACUAAUGAACAGUUAUGCACCAAUAACUCAGCAAAUUUAAAUCUACACAUAAGCCAAACUGAGUAGAUACUAUCGUCAUUCCCAAUUUACAGGUGAAGAAAUAGAAGCUGAGAAACUAACUUUCCCAGGGGCAUAUAUUUAGUAAACUGGAAAACCCAGGCUUCUACCCCGUGAGUUCAACCACUAGGCUUUAAUUGCUUUCAGGAUCAGAGAAGUCUGUUCUCUGGUAGCUUUAAACUAUGAACCCAAUACAAAGUGUCUUCAAAUUGGGUUGAUAUAUAAAUGUUAUUUUUGCCACAGUUGAGGCUGCACCGAGGACACACUUCUGGUGAUGAAUGGCAUAUGAGGGCGCUGGGCUGAGUGGGUGGGGUGACAUCACAUCACACCCAUGACAGAGGGAGCAGGUAUUUACUGAAGACGCGGGAGCCCUGGGUCAGGGCAGUAAGCAUUCCUACAUAAACAAAUGUGCAGUCCUACAGGGAGACCAAGAGAAUGAUGCAGUAGCCUCUGAGGAGUUUUAUUUGGUUCAUACAGUGUUGGUCUUCCCAGGCUUUAUUUUUUUAAUAUUUAAAAAAUAGUUGAUUUUAAUUAUGAAAUAUUUCAAAUACACAGAAAAUAAUAAAGCAGAUACCUAGUAUCACUGAGAUGAAACAGCUGUUAAUAUUUUCCCCUGGCUGGGCGAGGUGGCUCACACCUGUAAUCCCAGCACUUUGGGAGGCCAAAGCAGGAGGAUUGCUGGAGCCCAGGAGUUUGAGACCAACAUGGGCAACAUAGUGAUAACUCAUCUUUACUAAAAAUUUAAAAAAAUAGCCAGGCGUGGUGGCAUGGUCCUGUAGUCCCAGCUACUUGGGAGGCUGAGGUGGGAGGAUCACUUGAGCCUGGGAGGUCAAGGCUGUAGUGAGCUAUAACUGUGCCACUGCACUCCAGCCUGUGCAACAGAGCAAGACCCUGUCUCAAAAAAAAAAAAAAGAAAGAAAGAAAUCCCCCUAUAUGCUUCAGCCCACUAUCUCUUUGAAGAAACAUGUUAGAAAUACACAUAAGGCCAACCCUGUUCCUUUCCUGUCUCUGCCCCCAGAGGUAAUAACUAUCAUGUGUAUCAUUCCCAUGCAGAUAUUUUUUCUUUUUUAUUGUGGCAUAACUUACAAGUGGUAAGUUGUACAAAUUUUAAUGAUACAGUUUGAUGAAUUUUUGCUUAUGCUAUACCUGGAUGAUGAAUUUUUAUAUGUGUAUACACCUAAAACAAAGUAGAGGUCAAGAUAUUGAACAUGUCCAGCACCACCUCAGAGAGCUCCUUUGCUUCACAUUAUUUCAAAAAUAAGCAGAUGGCGGUGCCAACAUUUGAAAGUUUUAACAUGUGGAGAUUUAAUAUAAAAAUUCAAAUUUCUGGCUUCAAGUGAAGUUUUGGAAAAUACGACCACAUUAAGCUCACAUUCUAGCAUGGGGACAGAGUGGCAACUGCCCACUGUAGACACAGCAUGAGUGCCCCAAUUUGCCUAUUAUGCCGGCCACACCCUGUGGGUAUAUCCAGCCCAUUGCAUUCACUUACAGAACCUGAAAGGUGCCACUCUAUUUGUAAAAUUUCAAAAGUGCCGCAAAUAGAAAUGUAGAGAACAAUUACCUUAGCUAUCUUUAGGAAGGCAGAGUUUGAGAAAAAGUGUCCUCCUCCCCACCUGCUAAUGACUUAGGAAGCUGCUGACAAUGUCAUAAAAUAAAAAGGAAUCAGAUUCUCUAGGUCCAUGCUACUUAGAGUGUGGUCCUCGAAUCAGCAGCAUCAGCAGCAUCCAGGAGCUUGUUAGAAAUGCAGAAAGCUCCGUGCCUUCCCACACACAUGUAUGAGUUUGCUAGGGCUGCCGUAACUAAGUAUCACACACUGGGUGGCUUACACAACAGAAAGGUAUUUUCUCACAGUUCUGGAGGCCAGAAGUCCAAGAUCAAGAUGUCAGCAGGGUUUGUUUCUUCUGAGGCCUCUCUCCUGGGCUUGUAGAUGGCUACCUUCUCCCUGUGUCUUCACAUGGUCUUCCCUCUGUAUCUGUCCUCAUCUCCUCUUUUUUUGUUUUUUGAGAUGGAGUCUGGCUCUUGUCACUCAGGCUGAAGUGCAGUGGCGCGAUCUCAGCUCACUGCAACCUCUGCCUCCCGGGUUCAAACGAUUCUCCUGCCUCAGCCUCCUGAGUAGCUGGGAUUACAGGUGCCCGCCACCACACCCGGCUAAUUUUUGUACUUUUAGUAGAGAUAGGGUUUCGUCAUGUUGGCCAGGCUGGUCUUGAACUCCUGACCUCAGGUGAUCCACCCGCCUCGGCCUCCCAAAAUGCUGGGAUUACAGCUGUGAGCCACCACGCCCAGCCUCAUCUCCUAUUCUUAUAAGCACACCAGUCCUAUUGGAUUAGGACCCACUCUUAUGACCUCAUUUAACCUUAAUUACCUCUUUAAGGAUCCUGUCUCCAAAUACAGUCACAUUAUGAGGUGGGGGAUUAUGAUUUCAACAUAUGAAUUUUGAGGGGCAUGACCAGGCACGGUGGCUCAUGUCUGAAAUCCCAGCACUUUGGGAGGCCAAGGCGGGCAGAUCGCUUGAGCUCAGGAGGUCAAGACCAGCCUGGGCAACAUGGCAAAACCCCAUCUUUACAAAAAUACAAAAAAUUAACUGGGCAUGGUGGCGUGCAUCUAUGGUCCCAGCUACUCAGGAGGCUGAGGUGGCAGAAUUGCUUGAGCCCAGGAGGUGGAGGCUGCAGUGAGCCGAGAUCCUGCCACUGCACUCCAGCCUGGGUAACAGAGCCAGAUCCUGUCUCAAAAAAAAAAAAGAAAAAGAAAAAUGAGGGGUAAACAGAGUUUGGCCCAUGACACCUACUAUAUCAGGAUUUAUAUUUUAACAAGACCCCCAAGGGACUUGUGUGCACAUUAAAGUUGGAGAAGGGCCGGGCACUGUGGCUUAUGCCUGGAAUCCCAGUACUUUGGGAGGCCAAGACAGAAGGAUCACUUGAUCCCAGAAGUUCAAGACCAGCCUGGGCAACAUAGUGAGACCCCAUUUCUAAAAGAAAAAAAAAAUUAGCUAUGUGUAGUCGUGCAUGCCUGUGGUCCCAGCUACUCAGGAGACUGAGGCAGGAUAAUCACUUGAGCCCAGGAAGCCGAGGCUACAGCGCACCGAGAUCGUACCACGGCACUCCAGCCUAGGUGAAAGAGGAAGACCCUGUCUCAAAAAAUGAACAAACAAAAAGUUGGAGAAGCUUGGUCCAGGUCUGCUCCCUGGUGAAUAAAACACUAGUGGGUCCGACUAGGGAUGGGGAGGAGAGAAAGGAGAGGCUGCAAUGAUUUAUUUAGAUGAACUUUCUCUCCAAUCCAUAGGUCUGAGAGGGUGGAAAUACUGGGAAACUUGAGGCCAAUUUCCUCCUGAGUGGGAGUCCCUGCUUCUUGUUGCGGAGCAGGGACCCUCUGCACUUUGGGGCAUGUGAGCGGGUUAACAGGUACAGAUUGAUGAACCAAGUGGAUAUGAAUCAGCCCAUAGGAGCUAAGAGGAGCCUCCUUCUGAAAAUAGGUUGGAAUGCUGGAAAUGUGGCAGCUUUUAGCAAAAAGCUCAUUUUUACCUAAUCACCAUCUGUAGAUUUCCUCUUUUAAGGUGCAAAGCAAGUCUCUUGGAUUUCCUGGAAUGGGGUUCAGGAAGAUACUACCCUGCAUUCCUCUUCACUCUUCACAAGCCCAUUUUCCACCUCUGUCAUAGGCCUGAUGCUAUGGCGACAGUUGCCAUAGAGAUACUCCUAUGCCUGGUUCAUGCUAAUCCAUACCCAUAAUGGUCAAUCAUAUGGUUUAAACUAGAGAUUUUCAAGCCGUGUCUCAUAAAACUGUAAGGUGCUUCCAGGGUUUCACAAACAUUUUAUUCAAAUAGCAAUUAAAUAUAUGUGUCUUGAUGUGUUGCCCAGGCUGGAAUGCAGUGGCUAUUCACAAGCACUAACAUAGCACACUAUAGCCUUGUACUCUGGGGCUCAAGCAAUCCUCCUACCCCAACCUCCCAAGUAGCCAGGGACUACAGGUGUGUGCCACCAUGCCCAGUACAACUAAAAACAUUUUAAAUUUAUUUUUAAAUGACAAAGAAUGUAAACAACAUCAAACCAUAUUUAAUAUAGUAUUUGAACUAAAAUGUGAAUACCCAAAUUUUGGUCUAACAGGGUAGAGUGAUUUGUAGAAGGCUAACCCCUCCUACAGAUCAUAAUUACAAACUCUGGACAAGGUGAAAAUAAAAACCUGUUUGAUGCCACUGGACAACGACCAGACUAAAGGAAGGGGACUUGUUCCUUGAAAGAAGGAAGACACUCUGGGUGAGAUCUACACUUGUAUGACUUUCCCCUAAGGGCAGCCAUUCUUGAACUUUAGUGUUUAUUAGAAUCCAAGAGGAAGAUAACAGAAUCCAGUCUCUACAACAUAUCAUUUACAAUGUUCACUAUAUAAAAAUUAUUAGAUAUGUGAAGAAAGAAAUGUGACCCAUAAUCAAGAGAUAUACUAGUCAAUAGAAACAGACUCACAGACAACUCAGAUGUCAGAACUGGCAGAGAAGGGCUUUAAAAUACCUUUGAUAAAUGUGUUAAAGAGUCUUUGGGAAAGAUACAUAUACUGGGUAAAGAGAUGGGAAAUUUAGAAGAGAUCAGGAAACUGUAAAAAAGAACUAUAUGGAAAUCCUAGAACUGAAAAACAUACUAUCUGAAAAGUGAAUCUCCUGCUUCACAUCCUCACUGCCAUUCCAACCUUCUGCCCUGGAGUUAAACAUCUAUAGUAGUCUUUGGUUAUAAAUGAUAAAGAUCUUACUCUAGCUUAUGCCAAGGUGGUCAGGUAUAGGAGAGAAUACCUAAUGAAACUGUGGGGAGGGACAGAGUGGCACUGGUUUAGGGUCAGUUGGCCCUAGGAAUCCAAAUGCUGGGAAGAUGCUCUUGUUUCUCUCUUCCUGCCUCUGAGAUUUGGCUGUAUCCUCUCUCACUGUGAACAUUAUCCUCUGUGUGGUCAGAGAGAUGGCUGGGGUCACCUCUGGGCUCAUAGCUUCACAGCUCUGAGAGGAAAGAGGUUCUCUUCCCACAGCACCAGUUAGAAAAGUCACAAGGAGGGUGUCUGAUUAGUCCAGUAUGUGUUAUAUUCUCUCUAUGGACCAAUCACAAUUGCCAGGGGUGGGAGUAUUAUUACUAUUAUUAUUGUUAUUUGAGGCAGGGUCUCACUCUGUCACCCAGGCUGGAGUGCGGUGGCAUGAUCUUGGCUCACGGCAAUGUCCACCUCCUGGACUCAAGUGAUCCUCCCACCUCAGUCUCCCAAGUAGCUGGGACCACAGGCGCACACCACUGUGCCUGGAUAAUUUUUGUAUUUUGUGUGUGUGUGUGUGUGGAGACAGGGUUUCAACGUGUUGCCCAGGCUGGUCUGGAACUCUUGGGCUCAAGCAAUUCACCUGCCUCGGCCUCCCAAAAUGAGCCACUGUGUCUGGACUGAGGUGGGGGUAUUAUUAAUGGCUUGGAUCAAAUGCCCAACCCCAACCAAUCACUAUGGUAAGGGAGACAGUUCCUAUUUGGUAGGGGGACAAUUCUUCAAAAGGAGAGAGUAGCCUAUACGUGGUAAAUGGGAGAACUACAGCCAAACGUGUGCCUGCUGCUCCAUUAGCAGUAAGUGGGAAUCCUUCCACGUUAUUUGUAUAUGUAUUAAAUAGUGUCUACCUGUGGGGUCCCAUCAAAGCAAUCCCAUGUCAAUGAUUUGGUUGCAAGUAAUUUUGUGGGGUCAUGAUGUAAAGAAGCAUGGUGAGGGAUAGAGAAGUGAGACAGGAAAGGGGAGAUCCAGUGAAGGUUAGCACUUUAGGCAACCGGGGCUCAAUCCCAUGGUGACCCUUUGAGAGAUGGUAGAGAAGAAACCUCAGAAUUGUCCUGCCAAAGGACAAAGAAGUUGGGAAAUGUAUGCACCAACUCAUCCCUCACGGUUGUGGGUUGCUCCUGAGACACAGCUUCCUGAACAUACUCCUACAGCUAGAGAAAACCAUGACGGGGACACAGGUUCCUGAGGGCAGAGCCCCCACUGGGUAAGGAAACUCUUCUGAAGCCACAGUUCUCUGGGAUGGGCUGAGGGGGAAUGGGCAGGACACCACCUAAUACAUGUCCAUAAAUCUCUUUACACAAACGGGAUUGUGUUACAUAUUAUUAGGUAAAAAUCAGUUUUUCAAAACUAAACGUGCUUGUUUAAACAUGCUAUGUGUAAAACUCAAACAAGGCCAGGCAUGAUGGCUCACGCCUGUAAUCCCAGCACUUUGGGAAGCCAAGGUGGGUAGAUCGCUUGAACCCAAGGGUUCUAGACCAGUCUGAGCAACAUGGCGAGACUCCGUUCCUACAAAAAAUUUAAAAAUUAGCCAGGCAUGGUGGCACAAGCCUGUGGUCCCAGCUACUUGGGAGGCUGAGGCGGGAGGAUGACCUGAGCUCAAGGAGGUCAACGCUGCAGUGAGGUGUGAUUGUACCACUGCACUCCAGCCUGGAUUGCAGAGCAAAGCCCUGUCUCAGAAACAAACAAACAAACAAGCAAACACCCUCAAACAACAUUACCCACAUCCAAAAGUGUUUUAAUGCCAGAUGGGAACACAUGGAUGACAGUAGGACUAAUGCACUCAUCACAGUUCAACAGUCCUGCAAGAACUAGUCUGCUUGUUACACUUCUCACUGGGGCACUAUCUUACUACAGUAAUUCCUCACUUAACAUUAUCAACAGAUUCUUAGAAACUGCUACUUCAAGUAGAAGAACAAAUAACAAAACCAAUUUAACCAUAAGCUAAUUGAUACAAACAGGAGUUAAGUUCCUAUGGCAGAGGCCGGGUGCAGUGGCUCAUGCCUGUAAUCCCAGCAUUUUGAGAGGCCGAGGUGGGCGGAUUACAUGAGGCCAGGAGUUCGAGACCAGCCUGGCCAACAUGGUGAAACCACAUUUCCACCAAAAAAUACAAAAAUUAGCCAGGCAUGGUGGUGCACACCUGUAAUCCCAGCUACUUGAGAGGCUGAGGAACGAGAAUCACUUGAACCCAGGAGGCAGAAGUUGCAGUGAGCCGAGAUUGUGCCACUGCACUCCAGCCUGGGUGACAGAGUGAGAACCUGUCUCAAAACAAAAAAAAAAAAAAAAAAGAAAAAGAAAAGAAAAGAAAGUUCCUAUGGCAUAUUUCAGAUCACAAAAAUAUCAGCAAGCUUCCAAAUGAAGACCAAAACACUUCUAAUAUUAAACAUUGAAAUAAAUGUGAGCUUUAUUUUAAGAAAGAUUCAUAAAAACAAGUAAGAUCAUUAUUUACUCGAGUUUUCCAGUUCAGGGUCAAGGGUGGCCGGAGCCUGUCUGGGCAGCUCAAGGCACCAAACAAGAAUCAGCCCUGGACAGGAUGCCAUCUCACAGCAGGGCGUACUCUCAUACCUACACUCACUCAGACCGCGGCCAUGACACACCAAGUCACCUCGCAGGCACAUCUGUAGGAUGUGAGAGGAAACGGGAGGACCUGGAGAAAACCACACAGAUAUGGGGAAAGAUGCACACUCCACGGACAGUGGCCCUGGCCUGGAAUUGAUUCAUUUCUUCAUCAACAUUGUAACCAAAUGACACUGAACGAAAUGAUGUUUUUUAAGGUCCUGCUGUAUAGCCAUUAGAUAUGAGUGUCUGAGUAGUUAAUGUAUAUUAAUGUAAUAUUGUCUUCAAGUGGCCUUAAACAAUUACCCUGAAAACUAAAGAUGGCUUUCUCUGAGUGAGAAAUUGGACAUUUAAGAAGAAAAUGUAAUGAUGGGUAUGAUGAGUUUGAUCAAGAACAAAAUAGCAAAUAUCUCUACCUCGGGCCAGCUCUUCAAAAUAUCAGUCUCAGUGACGAUAGCUUAUGAAGCAAUGUUCCAGAAAUGCUCGUGCAAAGCCACUCAAAGAGAAGAGAAUGAUGAUAUUGAAUUGUUCCACCUUUUUUUUUCUUAUUGCCUGGCCUCUGUGAACCUCUGUGUAAGUCACUUUUCAUGGCAAUAAAAAUUACUCAAGUCCUCAA